AUGCGCUUUUCCAAGGUCUUCAAACAACGUUAUGACAAGUGGUUAAGAAAGGAGUUCCAUUUGGCAGAAAAGAUCAUUGAAAAUUUAAAUGACUGGCUGAAAGCAUGGAUAGAUGUCAGUGACGAUAGCGAUCGAAAGGUCUUCACAUACAAGACAGAGGACACAACAAGAGAACAGUUUUCAAAGGUUCCAUACGUAUUGGAUCAUGAAGGUGCAGCCACCUACCGUGGAGUGAAAUCAAGUGCCGAGCAUGGGCUGACCGAAUGGAGAAGCUCAAGAGCUGAGUCAAGCUUGGAGAAGUUUCAUGAACUAUUGGCCCAUUUUGCAAAUAUUGGUUGCAAAUCGGAGUUUGCGAAUGCUCUCAUUGCCCGAGGUACGGCUGAGCACAACGUCGGUGCGAGGUGGAGAUAUGACUGCAUGGUGCAACGCCAACAAGGUUCUAGAUUACCGCAUCCAGAAUACGUGGACCGAACGCCCAUUUUCAUGGACCAUUCCCUACUAGACCAUUUGAACCAACAAUCUACAUCGCUUGGUUUUGGUGCCUUGUUCAAAGAGUGUCGAGUUCCAGAGGUUGGAAACGAGAAGGAAGUUUUCUUUUCCGAUUACUGCACCGACCAAAUGGAAAGAAACAAACAAGAGGGAACUGUUGCUUCAACUAAGGUUUGUCUUUGCGACGACUGCAAGGACAAGUACGAAUCGCCUCAAACAACAAGUGUUGCCAGGAGGAGGAGUGGUAUUGCCAGAGCGGUCGAUCGAUCAGCUGCAGCAGCACGGCCUUUACCUCAGCAGCAUAUGCAGCAACAAGCAGCAGAUCACAGCACACUGUUGCAAUGGCUUCCAAACAAUCCAACUUUCAAUCCUGUGCAUGCUUCAACGACCAGUGGUUUUUUGACUCCGAAUCAAUUUGCCUUGACUCCGAAUCAAUUUGCCUUGACUCCGAAUCCAUGUGCCUUUUUCACGAAUCAAUCCGCACCACAUAGCCGGACUGUUUGCAAGUCCAGAUGCUUUCCGAAUUACCCUUUCAAUUGCACAAGAUUUGCAGGAUACCUUGAGCGGUCCAAGUCCGGUUCAGUGGUCGGGAGACCACCUCACGAUCUAUGGUGCCCAAAGGUGCAGGGUUACUACAAGUAUGGGGAGAAUUAA
Molecule: messenger RNA, 1143 nt
Organism: Cylindrotheca closterium
Lineage: Eukaryota; Bacillariophyta; Bacillariophyceae; Bacillariales; Bacillariaceae
Source: the annotation of a GenBank genome assembly